Vicugna pacos (alpaca) is the source of this 801-nucleotide messenger RNA. It is a transcript of the gene BPIFA2, whose product is annotated as BPI fold containing family A member 2. Gene Ontology annotation, molecular function: lipopolysaccharide binding. The record is from RefSeq and is a predicted model, not a curated record. Gene Ontology annotation, cellular component: extracellular exosome; secretory granule. NCBI's taxonomy places the organism in Eukaryota, Metazoa, Chordata, Mammalia, Artiodactyla, Camelidae.
AUGUUUCAGCUUUGGAAACUUGUUCUCUUGUGCAGCCUGCUCACAGGGACCUCAGCGUCCCUUCUUGAUCAUCUUCUCAAAGACUUGAAUACUGCUGUGAACAACCUGGAAUCUGUUCUUGAUAAAGGACUUGAGACCGUUGACAAUAGGCUUGAACCUAUUACCCAGGAGUUGAAGGCCGAAUUGGGGGUACUCCAGGAAACCAAGUCUUCACAGGAGGUCGACCAGAAGGUCGAGAAUGUUGAGAACUUGUUGAGUGACAUCCUUGCUACUGCUUUUCAAAUUGUGGAAAGGAUUACAGGGUUGAAAAUCAGUGACAUCAGCAUCCUGGAUAUCGAACCCGAACUGACUUCUGAUGGCAAUGGCGUUACCCUGAGGAUUCCCGUCACCUUUAACAUCUCCCUGACCCUGCCUCUUUUUGGCAAGAUCGCCGACCUGAGUGCUUUCUUUGACCUCCAGACUACUGUCACAGUUGAAACUGAUGCCGAGACCGGGGUCUCCACGGUGGUCAUGGAGGAAUGCACCGCCGAUUUACCCAACUUCUCACUCACCCUGCUAGACAGCCGACUUUCACUGGUCAACAAAAUCGUGAACACCCUGGCCAAAGACCUGAAAAAGAUCGUGUCCCUCAUAGUGGAGAAGGAGUUGUGCCCAGAGAUCCAAACCCUCGUCGAAGACCUCGAUGUGAAUUUUGUUAACGACCUCAUCGCUGAACUUCAAGAGAACCAGCAGACACAAGACGGAACUGAAGAGGGUGCUGGGGACAGUGCUGCCACCGAUCCAACCCAGGGGAAAGCCUGA